Molecule: messenger RNA, 1306 nt
Organism: Triticum urartu
Lineage: Eukaryota; Viridiplantae; Streptophyta; Magnoliopsida; Poales; Poaceae
Source: RefSeq, a predicted model, not a curated record
AUGGCAGGGUGGGUGCGGUGGAGGAGGGCCAUGGGCGAGGCGGCUAUGGUGGGGAGGCGGGGGGCGGCCAACCCGUGGAGGACGGGCGAGGCGGCCAUGGUGGAGAGGCGGGGGGCGGCCAACCUGCGGAGGACGAGCAAGGCGGCCAUGGUGGGGAGGCGGAGGGCGGCCAUGGUGGGGAGGCGGGUCGUGCAGCGGUCUCAGCCUUGCGCGGUCAAGGGGCAGCACCGGAGCGAGGCCAAGAUGGAUAGAAAUUCAACUUAUGUGCUGAAAAUUAAUUUGCUUGGCAGCCCAAAAAAGGCUAGAAAGGAUAUCAAAUGCUUCUGUUUUGAUAAGGUUAUUGAUUCCGACUUAACAAAUUAUAAGGACUUGGUUGAAUCAAUCGUAGAGCAGUACUCGCCUUGUUAUUUGGAAGUUGCACAUGUUCAGUACUAUGAUGAUUUUCUUAAAAUCUACCCUGAAGUAACAUCUGACCAAGAAUUAGUGUUGAUGUUUGAGAAACACUCUAAGACAAAGGUUGUGCACAUGUUUGUUGCAUAUUGUGAUCCAUCGGAACCAUAUGAGCCUAUCACAGAGUGGCAUAGUGAUGCGCAUAGCCAACCUAACAACAUAGAACAAGAUGAUGAUGAUGAUGAUGAUUAUCUUCGCAACCCAGUACUUGAGAAUGAGCAUGUUGGUGUUGAUGAGGAAAAUAUUUAUUUAGAGGAUGAACCUAUACCUCUUAUCAUGGUUCCUUGUUCCAAUAAAGAAAAAGACAAAGACUAUGUUCCUGAUCAUGAGAGCGAGGAUGGGAGCGAGGAUGAGAGCAUGUCAGAGGUUGAAGUAGAGGAAGAUGAGGAAUAUCACGAGGCAGAUCAUGCACCACACUUUGAAUAUAAUAAAUUAGAUCCUCCAAUGAACGAAGGAAGAAAAUAUCCCAAUAUGGCAGAGUUUAAAUUGGCGCUUUCUCAGCAUGCAAUCAAACAUGAAUUUGAGUUUGACACCGAAAAGAGUGCACCACAUAGGUUCAGAGCUUAUUGUUCAAGAAGGGAUGAAGAUAAGUGUCCAUGGAGGAUAUAUGCUUCUACAAUGGAAGAUGAGUGCACAGUAAUGGUGAGAAAGAACCCUUCUGGUCAUGAUUGCUCUAGUAAAAAAAGAAAAAAGAAGUUGAAGAAUGCAAACAAGCGGUGGAUAUGUGAGCACGUGAAGGACUGACUAAUUGAGGAUGCAACUCUAGGACCAAAGGCAUUGCGAAAGAAGCUUAAAGAGCAUCAUGGAAUCGACAUCAACUCUAAGAGAGUCUAUAUGGGUAAGCUGCUAGCCUUGA